This is a messenger RNA of Fulvia fulva, 507 nucleotides long. RefSeq lists its product as uncharacterized. Bases 1 to 507 code for a protein of 168 amino acids. The transcript has 3 exons. Lineage: Eukaryota; Fungi; Ascomycota; Dothideomycetes; Mycosphaerellales; Mycosphaerellaceae. The record is from RefSeq and is a predicted model, not a curated record.
AUGAUGGUCGUGGACGCUGCAUUCUUAUGGUCCUGGUACAGAAGGGCUUGUUCAUGCAGUCCAUGUUCCUGGCGCUCCUCGAAGUUCAGCGCCGGUAGGGCCAAUGUCAAGCAAGUCGUCGGAAAUGCAAGUGCUUAUUACUAUGGAUGGAGUCUAGAUCCAUCAAAAGUCCUGGCUCCCUUUCAACCUGCUGGACUGCUGCUGCUGCUCCUCUUCUGGACCUACACAGACAGGAACAGGAUGUCGAGAGACAUUAUCGUGACCGAGAACAAUUCACGGGGCGCAGGCAUGGCAACACAGAAUGGUGACAUCGAUACGGCCGCGAACCUGCAAAUGCGCCUUGCCAGGCUUACUCUGGAGGCUCAACCUGUUCGGGCGGAGGAAGCAUCAAGAACCGCCGAAAGAUUGCUGUCAGGCCAGGAGUUUGCGAGUUAUCGUCUGCUGUUGGGCGACUUUCAACGGCAGCAUGAGUUGGAGGCAGCGGAGCGAAGUCAGAGGCGAUCGUGA